AGUGCCAGGUGCCAGGCAACGUGUUCGUGCAUUUCUGAAAACUGAUUUAACGCCGAUUUGGGUGAACACAAAGAUGUCUACACAGAUGGAGACCGAGGCAGGAGAUGUGGAGACCUUUGCUUUCCAGGCAGAGAUCGCACAACUUAUGUCCUUGAUCAUCAACACCUUUUAUUCAAACAAGGAAAUUUUUCUUAGAGAACUGAUUUCCAACUCCAGCGAUGCUCUUGAUAAAAUACGUUAUGAAUGUUUGACCGAUCCUUCUAAACUUGACACUGGUAAAGAAUUGUACAUUAAAAUCAUUCCCAACAAGAAUGAUGGCACUCUGACCAUCAUUGACACUGGCAUUGGUAUGACCAAAGCUGAUUUAGUUAAUAAUCUUGGUACCAUUGCUAAAUCUGGUACCAAAGCCUUCAUGGAAGCUCUUCAGGCUGGAGCAGAUAUUUCUAUGAUUGGUCAGUUUGGUGUAGGAUUUUAUUCUGCCUAUCUGGUAGCAGACAAAGUUACUGUUGUUUCAAAAAAUAACGACGACGAACAAUACUUAUGGGAAUCCAGUGCUGGUGGAUCGUUCACUGUAAGACACGAUACUGGGGAGCCCCUGGGUCGUGGUACAAAAAUUAUCCUUCAUAUUAAAGAAGAUCAAAGUGAAUACUUGCAGGAAAAUAAAAUUAAAGAGAUUGUAAAGAAACAUUCCCAAUUCAUUAGUUAUCCAAUCAAAUUAGUUGUGCAGAAAGAACGUGAGAAGGAGCUCAGUGAAGAUGAGUCUGAAGAGGUAGAGGAAAAGAAAGAGACUGAUGAUGGUAAACCAAAAAUCCAAGAUGUAGGAGAGGAUGAAGAGGCAGAAGAGAAAGAAGAAAAGAAAAAGAAGAAGAAGACUAUUAAGGAGAAGUAUACCGAAGACGAAGAGUUGAACAAAACCAAACCCAUCUGGACCAGAAAUCCUGAUGUCAUUACUCAGGAAGAGUAUGGUGAAUUCUACAAAUCAUUGACCAAUGAUUGGGAGGAUCAUUUGGCUGUAAAGCAUUUCUCUGUUGAAGGCCAGUUGGAAUUCAGAGCUUUGCUGUUUGUUCCUCGUCGUAUGCCAUUUGAUCUCUUUGAGAACAAGAAAAGGAAAAACAAUAUUAAGCUUUAUGUAAGAAGGGUAUUUAUUAUGGAUAAUUGUGAAGAAUUGAUUCCAGAGUAUUUGAACUUCAUGAAGGGAGUAGUUGACAGUGAAGAUCUUCCCCUCAACAUUUCUCGUGAGAUGCUUCAACAAAACAAGAUCUUAAAGGUCAUCCGAAAGAACCUUGUUAAGAAAUGCCUGGAGCUGUUCGAGGAACUCACAGAAGAUAAGGAUAACUACAAGAAAUUCUAUGAACAGUUUAGCAAAAAUAUUAAAUUGGGUAUUCACGAGGAUAGUCCUAAUCGCAGUAAAUUGUCAGAUCUUCUGAGGUAUCAUACUUCGGCAUCUGGAGAUGAAGCUUGCUCUCUUAAGGACUAUGUAGGUAGAAUGAAAGAAAACCAAAAACACAUUUACUUCAUCACUGGAGAGAGCAAGGAACAAGUUGCAAACAGCUCCUUUGUUGAACGUGUGAAGAAACGUGGUUUUGAAGUUGUUUACAUGACAGAACCGAUUGAUGAAUAUGUAGUACAACAAAUGAAGGAGUUUGAUGGAAAACAGUUGGUGUCUGUAACCAAAGAGGGAUUGGAACUUCCAGAAGACGAGGAGGAGAAGAAGAAGAGGGAAGAAGACAAGACCAAGUUCGAAAACUUGUGCAAAGUAAUGAAGAAUAUUCUUGAUAACAAGGUUGAAAAGGUUGUGGUCUCUAACCGUUUGGUUGACUCUCCUUGCUGCAUCGUCACAGCUCAGUAUGGCUGGACUGCUAACAUGGAAAGAAUUAUGAAAGCUCAAGCUCUAAGGGACACAUCUACCAUGGGAUACAUGACUGCAAAGAAGCAACUUGAAAUCAAUCCAGAUCAUGCAAUCAUUGAAACUCUCAGACAGAAGGCAGAGGUUGAUCAGAGUGACAAGGCGGUGAAGGAUUUGGUAAUUUUGCUGUUCGAAACUUCUCUUCUUUCCUCAGGUUUUACUCUGGAUGAACCCCAAGUUCAUGCUGCAAGAAUUUAUCGAAUGAUCAAGCUGGGUCUUGGUAUAGAUGAAGAGGAAACUGCAGCCGAAGAACAAAAAACAGAAGAUGUUGUACCAUGUGAAGCAGCAGAAGAUGCUUCCCGAAUGGAAGAAGUAGACUAGAUAUAAGAUCUGAUUAUGACAAAAGAAAUUAAUGUCAUUAUAGUCAUUAAAAGACUGUUAUAAAUAACCACGUUUUAUGUGGUAUUGAUAGCCAUCUUCAUUUUCAUCUUCUGUAUCAUAAAAACCUUACUUAAUUUAUCAAACCAAAUUUUGUUUAAAUACCAAAAAUCUUUGGAAUAAGUUAAACUUACAAUAAAGUAAAAUGUAU
Molecule: messenger RNA, 2435 nt
Organism: Dufourea novaeangliae
Lineage: Eukaryota; Metazoa; Arthropoda; Insecta; Hymenoptera; Halictidae
Product: heat shock protein 83
Exons: 2
Coding region: 74-2227 (717 amino acids)
Biological process (GO): protein stabilization; protein folding; cellular response to heat
Cellular component (GO): plasma membrane; perinuclear region of cytoplasm; protein-containing complex
Molecular function (GO): ATP-dependent protein folding chaperone; disordered domain specific binding; ATP hydrolysis activity
Source: RefSeq, a predicted model, not a curated record